AAGAGUUUUUUUGUUUUAUUUGACGUUACAAUGCUAUUGACGCCAAUCCAACACAGUUUUAUGGCAUCACAUUCACGGCGACUUUUAUCACUGACCCGAAGGGCCUUUUCUUCUUCUUCUUUUUCUGAAGGAGGGGUUUCUAUGGUUCAAGGAGCUUCCAGAGGAAUUGGCCUUGAAUUUGUAAAACAGAUUUUAGAAAACGAUGAUAAAGGGCACGUUAUUGCUACUUGCCGUAAUCCUAGAGCAGCAACUGGGCUUAUCCAUCUGAAAGAUAAAUUUUCAGACCGUCUUAGCAUUUUGCCGUUGGAUUUGACCGUUGAAAGUUCAAUUGAGGCAUCAGCAUUGUCAAUAAAACAGACAUUUGGCCGUCUAAACCUUCUCAUUAAUGCAUCUGGCAUUCUUUCAAUACCUGGAGUAUUGCAACCAGAAACGACAUUGAACAAAUUGGAGAAGUCAUCUUUGAUGCUUGCAUAUGAAGUUAAUGCUGUGGGUCCUAUCUUAGUUAUCAAGCACAUGUGGCCUCUUCUAAAAGUAGGAGGCGGCUUUGGGACUGGAAGAAGUUCUGCUGUUGUGGCUAGUUUGAGUGCAAGGGUUGGAUCUAUUGGGGACAAUCGGCUUGGUGGCUGGCACUCUUAUCGAUCUUCAAAGUCUGCUCUUAAUCAAUUAUCAAAGACUGUCUCCCUGGAGUUUGCAAGAAAGAAGGAUCCAAUUGUAUGCAUUUUAUUGCAUCCUGGUACAGUAGACACAGAUCUCUCAAAGCCAUUUCAAAGGAAUGUUCCCCCAGACAAACUCUUCAGCAAAGAGUUCUCAGUGCAGAAGCUCCUAAGCAUCAUUAACAAUGUGAAGAACCAUGACAACGGCAAGUUCUUUGCCUGGGAUGGUCAAGAAAUUCCUUGGUAACCCUGUCAUAACAUGUAAGAAUGAUACCAGUAAUAAGUGUCAAAGCUGCACUCAAGAAAAAAAAAAUGGCUAGAGAAUUGUAUUUCAUAAAAUUCUUUGAUUCAUUGAUGUUUAUGGAACAUCAAAAACACAGACACUCUUAAAUUUUUGCUAUGUUGGUGUGGAUAGGAAUUUGAUCCUCAGGUGUUUAAUAAAUAUUAUUUUGUAUUGUAUUUGCGAUAAUUAAAGUAAAUAAAAAAACUCUUCUCUCUCAAUCAUGUGGUCAUUGAGUUCUAUUUAUAUUACCAUUUUUUAAUUAAGAGAUAUUAUAUAUACUCUU
This is a messenger RNA of Abrus precatorius (Indian licorice), 1219 nucleotides long. RefSeq names its product C-factor. Bases 31 to 900 code for a protein of 289 amino acids. NCBI's taxonomy places the organism in Eukaryota, Viridiplantae, Streptophyta, Magnoliopsida, Fabales, Fabaceae. The transcript has 6 exons. The record is from RefSeq and is a predicted model, not a curated record.